Molecule: messenger RNA, 1758 nt
Organism: Symbiodinium natans
Lineage: Eukaryota; Dinophyceae; Suessiales; Symbiodiniaceae
Source: the annotation of a GenBank genome assembly
AUGGCUUACAAUGCCGUGGUCAGUGCUUUAGAGAAGUCCAGUUGCUGGGAGCUUGCACUCUCAUCACUGAGCUCUCUUGGGCCAGCAGCAGAUGUCGUCACCUUCAACGCAGCCUUGGGUGCCUGUGCGAAAGGCCAAGCCUGGCCCUGGGCUCUGCGGCUCUUGGAUAUUCUCUCCGAGAUGCCGAGGGCUGCCAUGGAGCCCGACGCUGUAAGUUACAACGUGGUGAUUACGGCAUGUGAGAGGUCCUGCCAGUGGGAAGCAGUGUUGAGGCUUCUGCGCGAGGAGACGAGUGCGUUCGGCGAGCUCAUGGCAGGCCUCUGCAGCUCGAGCUCGGGCGCUUUCCGGGAGCUCGAAGCGAAGUGCAACAGCGAUCUCGUCCACGUCAUCUGGCGCUUGGCGAAACUCGCCCAAGUAGCGCUCUUCGAUGUGAAGCUGCAGAUUCUCGCCAGGGCAGCUGUGGCGGUGCUGGCAGAGGCUGUACAUCGAGAUCUGCACCUCUCAGAGAUCAGCACUGUCCUGUGGUCUUUAGCAGCGCUCGGCUUGGAAGACCCUCCGAUCCACAAACUGAUGGAACAGCUGAGGGCCAGGUUGGAUGCGGGCCAAGAGAAGCUGUUGCCCCUCAACCUGUUGGGCAACACAAUCUGGGCCCUUGCCAUGCUCGGCAGAUUCGGCAGAUUCGGCAGAUUCGGCAGAUUCGGCAGAUCUGGCUGGGAAUUGCUCCGACUGCAGGAAGAGAUGGUCGCACGCUCCACAGUGAGCUUGUGGCAAACCGUGGACUUUGCAUCCGCUGCCUUGGAAGUCUUGUGGGCUUCGGCCUUUGUGCAGCAGUUGCCGAUGCAGAUUGAGGACAGUCUUAUCCUGUCUGUGCGAAGAAUAGCUGGGAAGCUAGACAGCCAACCGCCGGUGCUUUCCAAUACGCAGACGGCAUCGGCCGCAGUUGGCCCCAGCGGACAUGGCGAGCCUGUCUCGCCUGAGUGGCCCCGCCUUACCCGACUCUACUCUGAUCGUGUGGUCGUCUACAAGCCACCGGGGUGGCAGGUAGAUGAUGCUGUGGCGCGGAGGCGGUGGCCACUAUCUUCGUGGCUGCACUCUGCCCUGGCGCCCGGCCAGCAGAAGCUCCUUGAGGACCAAAAGCAUCGGCGGGGCUUCCUUCACCGCCUCGACGUGCCGACGUCGGGGCUCGUUCUCGUGGCAACUAGCUAUUCUGCAUACUACGAUAUGCAGCUGCAGCUUAUGACCCGUCGAAUGGCGAGGGAGUAUCUGGUGCUCUGUCACGGAUGGCUUCCCAACCGUACGCAAAUCGAUGCCCGCAUUCACUCGCUCGAGGACGGCCCCAGCUGGUACCGAUCAAGUCGGAUUUCGGGUGCUGGGCGGCCCUCUACGACGCUUCUUAAGCCAGCAGCCUUUGCAAUGAUCGCUGCGAAGGCUUUCACCUUGACAACCUUCAAUAUUGUAACAGGCCGACGACACCAGAUUCGAGUCCACACGGCGCAUGUCGGACAUCCGACCAUGAGCGACGGAAGAUACACCGCAGAUGCGACUUUCAAGGAUGACCGUGCACGGUGUCCCCGGAACUUCUUACAUCGAUAUCGCUUGCAGUUCGAGGCAGCGGAUGCGGGGACACAGAUGACUCCUCAGGAGGUUGUUGAGCAGCUCCCGCCAGAUCUGGCUGAGGUUCUUGACAUGCUUGUACCUGUCUCUGUAGCUUGUUUCCCUUCUGCUGCUGGAAUUCGUGGCUGGAGCACAUCCGCGUGA